Paraglomus brasilianum is the source of this 1242-nucleotide messenger RNA. Lineage: Eukaryota; Fungi; Glomeromycota; Glomeromycetes; Paraglomerales; Paraglomeraceae. The record is from the annotation of a GenBank genome assembly.
AUGGACAACGACAAUGCUAUUAAACUAUCUUGUAAAGUUCACGGUGAACCCGAUGCAAAGGUUUUCCCAGUGAAGAUCGACAAAAAUGAAACCAUUGGAACUCUCAAGAUGGAGAUUUGGAAAGCGAACCGGGGUGCUUUCCAUGGCUAUGAUGCGACCCAACUUGAUAUCUGGCGAGUGGAUAUUGACUAUACAUCGCAAAAUUCAAAGCGAACCACCUUCCAAAAUGAUAGUAAUGCCGAUAUUCAGAGCGCACUAGAAGGUGUCCGAGCUGACGAAAUGGAUGAUGUGGCCGAUGUCUUCGGCGAUGGUCCCCUUCCCAAGAAGCAUAUCCACGUCAUUGUGGUGCGGCCACCUGUGAACCAGCCGUCACUUAUUUCUGAUCUGGUGCCUUUACAAAGUUUUAAUGUCAUUGUGAAUCCAAAAAGGAUAGCAUUUAAAUGGCCAGUGGAUAUCACUACAGUCACUCUUCAAGAUCUCAGAGACAGUAUUGCUGUGAUUUAUCCUGAAAUUGAAGAUAUUGCAGUGGCUAUGCCUGUAAUUACUGUAGCUGGAAAACCUGAAAAAGCCAACAUUAAAAAUGAUUCAGAUCUUCAAGUAAAUUUGAAAAUCAUGGCAGUGGCAGGGACUUGCACAUUUACUGUCACUCUGGAGACUUUGGCAAAGGCAUAUGGGAAGUGGACAGCUGUUGAAGUUUUACGCAAUCUCUUACAUUUGGAUUUUGAUACUCUCGACAACCUAGACAAACUAGACAUAGAAAACCUUUCAUCUAGCCUUUCUAGUGAGGCAAGGACAUUUUUGCUCAAUGAAGAUGAAACUGCAAAAAAAGCCUUUAUUGAAAACCUUAAAGAUAUUAGAGAUGUUUUUAAUGGCAAUGUCACCAUAAAUGAAGCUACAUCAAGAAAUUUUAUCAAUCCCUUCAUCAUCAAAGCAGUUACCAGACUUCAACCCACUUAUCCAAAUAUGUUUCUGGCAGUUGAGCGAGCCUUUAGUGGAAGUCGUGGAUUUGGAAAUUUGGAUUAUGCUGUUUUUUUUUCAACUUUUGCUAUCCUAGUUACAGAGGCUAAACAGUAUGCAAUUAUGGCAGGGUUAACACAGAAUCUUGUUCAAUUACAUACUGCUUCAGAGAAACUUAAGCAUAAGCAUGAUGACAGUCCUGUCCUGUCUGCAGUUUAUGGAAUUGUGGCAACUGGAAUGACAUGGCUAUUUGUUCGUUGGGAAGGCUCACCAGAAAAUCCCUCU